UUUUCAUUUUCAAGAGUAUAAAAAAGCUACACGUCGUUGUAGUUGCAUAUAGUUUUCAGGCUUACUACACGAAAGUAUGAAAAAUCUAAUUCGACUUUCGGUCGCAAUCAUACUUGCCACAUUUGGCAACACAGCGAAUGCAUUUACUUGCACUGUGACGGGGUUGUUUGCGAACACCGACUCCAAUGACUGUAAAACAUUUGUAAGCUGUGGCUACAGCUUGCAGCCCGAAGUUCAUAGCUGUCCUGAGAAUACAUUUUUCUGGCCCGCAAAACAAGGAUGUUUCAGUCAAUACAACUGCGCCACAAACUCAAUGCCCAGCAAUACGAAUCCAUGUGAAGGGAACAACUAUUACAGCAUUCCGGACCCUAGUUCCUCGGACUGUUCAAAAUAUAUUCAAUGCAACCGGGGCUACGUUUACAACAACGGUAUAAGCUUUCCAUAUCCGCAAGUCACAAGCGUACAAUGUGAUAGUGGAACAGCAUUCAGACCGGAUACUGGAUGUGUCAGCGGUUAUGUGUGUGCCAACUAUCCAUGCACCAGUGAAGGUUACUUUCCGAAUUCGAACAGUGUUGAUUGUACGACUUUUAUUGAAUGCUGGAAACGUGAUCUUUGGCUUAACAACGGCCAAGUGACGACAUUGCACUCAAAUGUGGUUACAUGUCCAGCUAAUUCAAAGUUCAAUCCUCAAUUGGACAAAUGCGACUCGUUCUACAAUUGUGAUGGAAAUGAUCCACACGCUGGAACUGAUCCGUGCGGCCAGGUCAACUGGGAUAACACAAUAGUUGCGAACCCUUUUGACAGCACCCAAUCAUCGUAUAUAUCGUGUAGAUAUAGCGACUCUGUUGGUUAUUAUUCUGGUGGUUUCGUUUAUCGAAAUGGUAUUUUGAAGGAACAAUGUCCUGCCCAAACAUUCUUUUCAUCACUUCUGGGAAAAUGCUACAGCGCCCAUGUUCCCAACGAAAAUUGUUCAAAGGAUCCAUGCAGUAGUGGACCGGGUAAAUACGUUAAUUAUCCUUCCGGUGGUUGUCAAACCUUUAUCGAAUGCCGAGAUGACACCACCGACCGCAUAUUGUAUGAACCGACCUACGAAAUUCGCUAUUGUCCACCGGGAACACUUUUCUCACCAACAACGGGUAAAGCAACAGGUAAAUGCAUAUCAGGAUAUUCUUGUCCAUCGUUCCCGGCAAAUUAUUGCUACCCAGCAAUUGCAACGACCACUACAUCGACAACAACAACAUCAGCACCAGCAUAGAGGGAUUUGUUUUUAAAGAUUUGAAAUGU
Bradysia coprophila is the source of this 1284-nucleotide messenger RNA. RefSeq lists its product as uncharacterized. Gene Ontology annotation, molecular function: chitin binding. The record is from RefSeq and is a predicted model, not a curated record. NCBI's taxonomy places the organism in Eukaryota, Metazoa, Arthropoda, Insecta, Diptera, Sciaridae. Gene Ontology annotation, cellular component: extracellular region.